Acanthochromis polyacanthus (spiny chromis) is the source of this 3496-nucleotide messenger RNA. It is a transcript of the gene optn, whose product is annotated as optineurin. Gene Ontology annotation, cellular component: cytoplasm; Golgi apparatus; nucleus. NCBI's taxonomy places the organism in Eukaryota, Metazoa, Chordata, Actinopteri, Pomacentridae. Gene Ontology annotation, molecular function: K63-linked polyubiquitin modification-dependent protein binding. Bases 854 to 2647 code for a protein of 597 amino acids. The transcript is spliced from 13 exons. The record is from RefSeq and is a predicted model, not a curated record. Gene Ontology annotation, biological process: protein localization to Golgi apparatus; regulation of canonical NF-kappaB signal transduction; Golgi ribbon formation.
UGUGGAGGGCACCUAUUAUUGAAGGGUGAGGGUAUAAAUACGAUCGUCAGGAAUGGGACGCCCUGUCGCCUCACCGGAAAACGGAAGACGUCAUCGCCAUGGUAACACAAAGACGCCUACUGUCAUGGCUGUAGCGCUGUGGCACAGGUUGCAACUAACAAGGAUCGCUGCUGCUUCCAGAAGACGAAAGCAUCCCACUUUUUUUCACUCACAUGUUUUCCAAUCCUAUUAUCUGGCAUUUCAAAUCCAACAAAUGAAUAAAUGAAUUCUGUCAGUUGUGUUCAAAUUUUAAGGUGUCAGGGGGUGCACAAUUAAAUCAAACGUCAGCAGAGAAGAAGAUUUGUUUCUUUUGAUUUAUCUUUUUACACCACUCUUUGUGAUGUUCUGUCCGUGUGAAAAAGGCGUGGGAGAAAUAAAGGACGCAUGUGGAACUUACAUCGAUCUGUUGUUUCCUCCUCCAUUUCGACGUUGCACUUCCUGAAAAAAUUGUCCAGAGUGAGCAUCAAUGCAGACUCGCUAUUUAAGGGCUGAACAGUCCACUCCCCCUCCGCACUACGUGGUUUGGGACGGCCCUUAAUAUGGAGGACCCUCCACGGGAACGCGCAAACGGAGGGGGAGUGUGUAGGGAUAGUGUGUAGGGGGCGGUUUGGGAUUCAGCCAUACUGUGGGGACAUCAGUGACUUUAAUUAAUUUGCUAGCAAGUGCCACAAUUAUGGACCUUUAAGAUGUACUCAGGAGUCUGUUAUAACUUGGACAUAUUGCUGAUUUUAAAGACCAAUAACAAAUUAAUUGUUAUUAUUAGUACAGGAUAUUUUAAGAAAAUGUAUCGCCUCUAAAUCAGCUGUUUUUCAACAUGUUACUCGUACUCUAUUUUGAAAGCGCUGCCAGGACUACUUCCGUUUCCUCCUGGAAGUUUCUGUUUAUUGACAUAAACCAGCACCAGCAGAAGGUUGAUCGAGACAUUUGUCAGUGUCUCCGAGUGUUGCUGUGUGUUUUGUGCGCCAACAAUCAGACUGUGGUCGGUUCUCCGGUUGGCAGCGGCGUCAUGGCAUCUGGAGGCCCCAUGAUGAACGGCGACAUCUCUCGCUCUCCCAAUCAGUCCGGCACUCUGGAGGAAACCCUGCAGCAGAUGAACAUCCUCAUCCAGGAGAACAGAGACCUGAAAGAGGCUCUGCGUCAGACCAACCUCACAAUGAAGGAGCGCUUCGAGGGACUUUCUGUGUGGCGGGAGAAGCAGCGACAGGAGCGAGACUUCCUGGAGGGCCGGCUGGAGGAGGCUCGGGGCCGAAUGGAGACGCUGAGCCUCCAAAACCAGGAGCUGAGCAAGAGGCUGGAGGAGUCAGGGAGGGCAGGAGGAGCCCCGGGAGGACGGCAGAGUGCAGAGGUGGAUGCUCUGCGUGCCCAGGUUGCUCGCCUGCAGGCAGAGAAGAACGACCUGGUGGCCCUGAACUCUGAGCUGCAGCUAAAAGCAGAGCAGGACUCCCGAGAGGACUCAUUUAUUGAGAUCAUUAAAGUGUCGGAUGGGGGCAUAGAUGGUCUGAAUGAAGCAUGUGGUGCUGAACGCAGCAGACGUCCAGACCUGAGCAUGACGUCAUCCCGGAUGGACAGCGAGGAGGUGACGGUCAGCCAGCUACUGCAGUCCCUGAGGAACGAGACGCAGAGAGGCGAGAGGCUGCAGGGCGAGCUGCAGGCGUGUGCUGCCAGAAUUAAAGAGCUGGAAGAAAGGAAGCUGAGUGCAGAGGAAUCAACCCAGACAGCUGAGCCAGAGACCAAGGAGGAUCCUAGGAAGGAGGAGAAGGCAGUUUCCGAGGUGGAGAAUCUGAAGUCUCAGAUGAUGACGCUCUUCAAAGAGCUGCAGCAGGCCCAGAGCAAGCUGGAUGAAGCAGAAGGCAUGAAGAAGAACCUGCAGGACAGAUGUCGGGAGGUGGAGCAGGACGUGGUGACUCUGAAGGCUCAGCUGGUGGAGAAACAGGCCGUUCAAUCGGAGAACGAGCGGCUGAAGCUGCAGCUGGGCAGCAUGCAGGCCCAGAGCCUGAUGGAGCAGAAGAAGGCUGGCGAGGAGAGGAACAACCUGGCACAGCUGAAGGACGCCUACACCAAGCUGUUUGAAGACUACACUGAGCUUAAGGAUGAGAGGAAGAAGCGAGAGUCUCAGCUGGUAGAGAAGGACGUGGUGGAUGAGCUGCAGCAACGGCUGACCGCUGCCGAAGAAGCUCUGGCUGUUAAACAGAACAAGAUUGAUGACAUGAAGCAGGAGAUGUUCCAGAAGGAGAAGGAGCUGGAGACCAUAUCUGUCUUCCAGGCUCAGGCCGAGGUCUACUCCUCAGACUUCUAUGCAGAGCGAGCAGCAAGGGAGAAGCUCCAUGAAGAGAAGGAGCGUCUGGCUGCUCAGCUGGAGUAUGUAAAGAAGCAGAACAGCCAGCUGCAGGAGGAGAUGGACUCAUUGGGCCGACGCUCACUGAACGAGAUGCAGAGGAGACACAUGCCACCGGCAGGAAAUCCACAUGGAGCAGGCACAAGCCUGGUUGGAAGAGGUACUGACUGGCAGCAUCAGGGGAGUAUUCCUGAGCACGCCUGUCCUAAAUGUAAUGAGAUCCUACCCGACCUGGACUCCCUGCAGAUCCACAUCAUGGACUGCAUCAACUAGACCUCCAUCAUUACACCAAUCACAACAACAGCAGCUGCAUUAGCACCUUAAUCUGAGUCUUCCUCUGCUUUGACCUGUACCUCUUCUGUCUGAUCCCUGUGACGUCACGCCACACAUCCCAUGUAAGAUCCAUAAUAUUCAUUCUAGGAUGGGAACACGUCGCUUUUCAAGGCGUUUAAACAGAAGGAUUUCAAAAGUCUGGAGUCUGGAAAUGCAUGUGAAAAGAGCUUGUCAUCUCUAGUUUGUUUUACAUUUGAAAACUGUAUUUGGAGCAGAUUACAAAAUAUAUCACAGGACAUCCUCUUGUACAUUUUGGGUCCAUGUCAUCUGGCACAGUCUCUCUGAUGCUGUAGUGACUGGAAACAAGCUAAGGAUGAAAUUCUUCAGGGCAAACACGUCUGGAACAGCAACUGCACGAACCCUUGGGUAGGAUUUCAGUUCGGUGCUGUCUGUCUGUCACAUGCACAUGAAUGAAUCAACCAAAGUUAAGCCUUUCCCAGUUGCUUUUGUUUACUAAGUAUUUGGUUGCUGAAGGCUUUUUAUAUUUUUUUGAAGGUUUCCUUUUCAAAUUUAGAUGAAAAUUCCUUCUAUAUUUUUUCUCAGUAAGUAUAUUUAGCUCAUGAUUGGGGUUUCAGUGUUAGUGGGGAAAACAAGGAGCAUGCACCAUGUAGGCACUUUAAUAAGAAGAUCUAUAUUUUGUUUGAACUCUGCAAUGAUACCCAGUAGAUAGUACACAAUAUAUUUAACUUGUUAAUCAACCUGUUAUUGUAGUGCAGGAGGCUCCCUGUGGAGGCUUUCUGAUUCCAUGUUGUAAAUUUGUGAAAGAAAAUAAAAUUCUUUUCAAGUUUU